AAAAAUUCCUUCGCGUUUUGUCGAUGUUUAAAAAAAUUUCUUAUUAAAAGUUUAUAAAAAAGAAUCCGAUAAAUCUUGAAUUACUUUUAUUACAAACCAGUGUUCUUUUAACCUGUUCAUAAUGGGUAAAACCAGCAAAGAUAAACGUGAUAUUUACUAUCGCUUGGCUAAGGAGGAGGGCUGGCGUGCUCGUAGCGCAUUCAAGCUUAUCCACAUCGAUGAAGUUUUCAACAUCUUUGAAGGUGUUACCAGAGCGGUGGAUUUGUGUGCCGCCCCCGGAAGCUGGAGUCAGGUUCUGUCUAAAAAGUUGUACGAAAAUCGUGACAAGGAUGCCGAGGAGGUCAAAAUCAUUGCGGUCGAUUUGCAAGCCAUGGCUCCUCUACCUGGAGUCAUCCAACUUCAAGGGGACAUUACCAAGCUCAGCACCGCCAAUGCCAUCAUAGAGCAAUUUGGUAAAGGCCAAAAAGCUCAGCUAGUAAUAUGCGAUGGAGCACCGGAUGUUACCGGAUUGCAUGACAUUGACGAGUACAUUCAGUCGCAAUUGCUCCUCGCCGCUCUAAAUAUUACAACGCAUGUCCUGGCGGAAAAGGGUACCUUCAUAGCGAAGAUUUUUCGCGGUAAAGACACAACUUUACUGUACUCGCAGCUUAGAAUCUUUUUCGAGAAGGUUUCGAUAGCAAAACCAGCUAGCUCCAGAAACUCCAGCAUUGAAGCAUUUGUUGUUUGCCAAAAUUACAAACCGCCAGAGGGUUACAUUCCGCAGAUGAUCAACCCGAUGUUAGACGAUGUGCAGAAAAUUGCCAGCGAAACCGAGUCUGAAGUCAACCGGUCUAUAAUUCCCUUCAUCGUGUGUGGGGAUCUACGAGGCUACGAUUCCGAUAUGUCGUACAGCUUAAAUCUGGACCCGGAGAAGGACUACGAGUACCGGGAUGUCGUUCAAAAGCCACUUGCCCCGGCCUACAGCGAGGUGUUGGAGCGGAUGAAGACCACUUCGCUAAAGCACGGCAGCAUCAAGGUGGAGCACGAUAAGAAAAAGGAUUAAAGUCAUUUGGAGAGAAAACAAGUUCAGCUUCGUGGUUAAAUAGGGGGCUAUAGAGGAAGACAGGUGGGUAAGUUUUUCUGUAUACCUAAAUAUAAGAACGAAACGCGCGCUACGCUAGCCGUCAUGAUUUUAUUCGACGCUGUCGUUCGCUUCUCUUUAUCUCUCAAUAUGGUAGGCUUAAAAUAAUGAUUCAUACUACUUUAUGUGAAUGGACACGACGAAAAGAUGCAAGUAAAUUGAUGUG
Messenger RNA from Uranotaenia lowii, 1286 nucleotides. It is a transcript of the gene Trm7-32, whose product is annotated as putative tRNA (cytidine(32)/guanosine(34)-2'-O)-methyltransferase. Gene Ontology annotation, biological process: tRNA methylation; cytoplasmic translation. The record is from RefSeq and is a predicted model, not a curated record. Lineage: Eukaryota; Metazoa; Arthropoda; Insecta; Diptera; Culicidae. Bases 122 to 1042 code for a protein of 306 amino acids. Gene Ontology annotation, molecular function: tRNA methyltransferase activity. Gene Ontology annotation, cellular component: cytoplasm. The transcript is spliced from 3 exons.